This is a messenger RNA of Haplochromis burtoni (Burton's mouthbrooder), 4251 nucleotides long. RefSeq names its product potassium channel tetramerization domain containing 2 (gene kctd2). The transcript is spliced from 6 exons. Bases 343 to 1161 code for a protein of 272 amino acids. The record is from RefSeq and is a predicted model, not a curated record. Gene Ontology annotation, molecular function: cullin family protein binding. Lineage: Eukaryota; Metazoa; Chordata; Actinopteri; Cichliformes; Cichlidae. Gene Ontology annotation, biological process: proteasome-mediated ubiquitin-dependent protein catabolic process; protein homooligomerization. Gene Ontology annotation, cellular component: Cul3-RING ubiquitin ligase complex; cytoplasm.
GAAGUAAACAGUAAUCACGUUACAACCCGGAAGAAAUGCCUUUUCUCUGGUUAACAUUUGAAUAGAUGAGAAUGACCAAUUUAGCUUUUGGAGAAACGGUUAAACGCGAUGCUGCUCCUGUUGUGCAGCCUCUCAUAGUCGUUUUUGUGUCCUAAUCUCUUGGCCUGGAGGUGGAGGCGGUCGACUACGAGCAGCAACGCCCCGAUGAGAGCAGGCAGCCCGUCAGAAGGAGAAAAAUAUCCUCGGUGUGUUUACCAGGCGGUUCAGGGAGGCUGUUUCCCCGCAGUGUGUCGUUAGCUCACCGUGCGGCUGUGCGACUGGUUCUUCAGACGGAGAGGAAACAUGGCUGAGCUGCAUGUUGUGGAACCUACCGGUGCUGGCACCAUAGAGCAGCCCGAGCACCGCGACAUCCGGGGCUCGGUGCGCCUGGCGUCGCCCACCCUCAUUGUUCCGCCGCGGAGCAGCCAACUCAGCCCGGGUGGGGUGUCAGGCUGCAGCGGCGGCGGCGGCGGAAGGUCUGUGUUUGGGUUCCCGGUGAAGAGCAAUCCCAGCUCCCCGUCCGAGCCAGUGGACAAGCCGGGCUCCCGCUGGGUCCGGCUUAACGUCGGUGGUACCUACUUCAUUACCACCAAACAGACGCUGUGCAGGGACCCCAAAUCUUUCCUGUUCCGCCUGUGUCAGGAAGACCCGGACCUGGACUCUGACAAGGACGAGACAGGAGCAUAUCUAAUCGACAGAGACCCCACGUACUUUGGCCCUAUCCUGAAUUACCUUCGGCAUGGAAAACUGAUUAUGGAUAAGAAUCUGGCAGAAGAAGGCGUUCUGGAGGAAGCCGAGUUCUACAACAUUGCUUCCCUGGUGAGGCUGGUGAAAGAGAGGAUACGGGACAACGAGAACCGGACAUCUCAGGGCCCUGUGAAGCAUGUGUAUCGAGUACUACAGUGCCAAGAGGAGGAACUCACGCAGAUGGUCUCAACUAUGUCGGACGGUUGGAAGUUUGAGCAGCUUAUAAGCAUCGGCUCCUCAUAUAACUAUGGCAAUGAGGACCAGGCUGAAUUUCUGUGUGUAGUUUCCCGGGAACUCAACAACUCCACUAAUGGCAUCGUCAUUGAGCCCACCGAGAAGGCCAAGAUCCUUCAGGAGCGAGGCUCGCGGAUGUGAAGAGAUCCUGAGCUUAACAACAGUUUAUCAGCAACAACCACGUUGUUGUCGAACAUUUUCUUCACUUUUCAUAAACCCCCUUCCACCUUUUACUAUCAUCAUCAUGAUCAUCCGCCCCUUCCCUUCUCCUCUGGUGUGCCUUUCCACAGCGGGCGCUGUUGGCGUCCCCCACAAUCCUUCAGUGCUACAACGUGACCCAGGCUUGUCGUCUCGUCUCUCCUUCUUCACUUUGGAAGAGAGACGACAGGUUCAGGGCUUUUCCUCGUUGCAGCUUUUUGUUGGACAGUGUGACAGGAGCGCAGGCUACGACGCUGAUAUUAGCCUCUUGUUGUUCUCAGUUGGACGGACAGAGCUACCAGAAAUCAUCGUCUCCAUCUCCACCUCGAUUCUGGAUCUCCAUCAUCGUUAUCAGACGGGAUAUUUCCUCUUGUCUUACACAUCUGGCUCUGUUGAUUUAGCAGAAACCUCCUCAGGACUCUCAAAGGACAUAAAGGAAUGAAAACACUCCACUUACUGACCGAGAGAGCAUCGACUCCUCUGCAGGUGGAGCCCGAGACGGAGCAGUCGCAGGCGGAUGAUGCACGGACCGAUCACUCAUUAUGAGCUAACCUGGAGCGGCAUCUUUUCCGCGAACCAAGAAGUCUCCAGUGGCUCCUUUUGAUCUGUAAGAAAAGAACAUACAUGACUAAAAAACGGACUUACCUACACUAGUGUACAAUUUGUCAAGGCAUGUGAGGAAUCUAUAUAAAUCUAUAUAGGCUACAUGAUGAAAUUAUAUGAAAAAUUGAAUGCAAAUGGUGUAAUUAUUGAUUUCUGUAUCAUAGUUGUGAUAUAUUUACAUAUUCUGGUGGUUGAGUCUAUUUAAACAAUGGAGAAAAUAUCAGUUUUCCCACCCGUUAACACGGGUGUGAAUUUGUGUAUGCAGUGCCUCUCUGCUUUCUGUUCAUCCUGAAAUAUCACCAGUUUUUCAGCUGCACGUUUUCUGUAGUGUUCCUCAAAGAAAAAAAGAAGAUAACACCGGUAAGUUUUCUCUUAAAUAUCCAACUUUAAACUAUUGCAUAUCUUAAAAUUGUAAUUAGGGAUAAGGAAAACUACUGUCAUUGUCAUUUGUCCAAGUAAAGCGUGGCGGAGGUUGGACUGUGGCCAGACUGUAUGCUGCCUCAAAACCCUGAAGCACCCCUCUCCUCUCGGGCCUCGUGCUAUUCUCUUUGCCAAUAUUCGCUCACUUUGCAGCUGCCUCUUGUUGCCACACCAAAAUGACUGUGUUGUCUUACACUCUGCAGCACUUGUAGCAACCGUGGCGCAAGCUAAACUGUACCGCUCACCGCUUAAAGCCCUGAGAUACCUGAGUUUUAUACGCUGUGUAAACAACGCUGCCAGCCGGGAAGUGAGUUCAGUUUUCAUGAGCUCGAGAGCGAAGCCUUAGUAGUUUGGCUAAAGUGUGUUGUUCUUGUGCUUAACAUUAUGUUGAUAUGUUAUUGUGCUGUUUUUGACGCUUUCAAAAACACUGCAACAACAUAGAAAUCUUCUGUACACAGGCCAGGAUGUGAGCUUGAUUUAUACUUCCACACUGUAACAGCUGCUUGGUGGUGAAUAAUGGAGUAUAUUACUUUUGCGAACGUAAUGCAUAUAAUGGGGUUAUGGGGGUUACAGGGCUAAUCUAGGAGCAAGUAGCCUGCCUGAAUAAUUCAGUGUCAGUUGCCUGCUUUUGCUUUUUUUUUUUAGUAAACUAUUAGUGGCAUAGAAAGAACUGUGUAUGCUAACAACAGCUUAGCAAAAUUGUAAUGCAGAAGUAUAAGUCAAGCCUUAAUCUGUGCACAUGUGCAAGUGAAGUGGCUCGUACUAAAGCGAAAACGGUGAUUUGUCAGUUGACAGAAAAUAAACGGGGAUCUGUUUUGGCCAUUUUAGCUCUAGAGUUUUAUUCUUGAGCUUUGCAUCAGUCACAUUUCAGACUAAUCCUUAUUUGUCCUACAUUUGGGCCUUGGUUCAGCCGCUUAGCUCAUCCUUGAACUGAAACAAGCUCCUUUAGCUCCCGGAUUCUGGACUCUAGUCUGAUUGGCUGCCCCUCGUAAAGACAAACUGAACUUUUGGCUCCCUGGGAUUACUUGUACAUAAGCUCACCUCAUUUCAUGAAACUUUAACUCAGCUUGAUGAUAGAACCCACUACUGUAGCACAGUAGGUCCCCUUUAAUCUGCCACAAUUGGAUAUCAAGUCACUUAUCAAGCAGAAAGGACAACUGAUCUUUCAGUUUUCUGCUUUUUCUUUUUCAUAUUUAUGUAAAUUAAAUAUAGUUUGGUUUGGAACUGGAUCGGUGCUUCCCUAAUUUGUAGUUUAUCACAUAAUGAAAAUUUUAAAACAUUUCUGGAGUCCAGAUGGCUCAAAAUGGGUUCAUGGGCCUUAUCAAAAUUGGGUAAUUAGUCACAUUUAUUUUAAAAAGAAAAAUCCAAUAAAAUAGCAAAAUACCUUUUUGUACUUCUUAGUCACACAUCUCACUUCUUACAUUUUAGCUUCAGAUGGCCCACCUCUCACCUUUGAGCCUAUUUUCAAUCCUUUUUACUCAAAUAAUCAGUAACUGUUCAGCCAGUAUUCAUUCAUUUGCUUAUGAGCAAGAAAAUCAAUUUUACUAACAGGUGAUGAAGAAAUGCACCUAAUUCUCACACUGAAAAGCGAUAUUCUAUUUCUGCUCCAUCAGUGACUCACAUUUGUUAAUUAAUUAUUAUAUUUUAUUUAUUCUGUCAGUGACUAAUCAUUUCACCAUCUGGGGUAAAUGCAGCUCGUUCAUGUGAGCAACUUGAUGCAAAGUUUGAGCCAUAUUUGCACAUAUCAGAAGGAAAACUGAGAAUCAUGUUGUUCACAUUUUAAUCAAAGCUGAGGAACGCUCUGUCAUUAUCGCAGACACCUAUUACUGGCAUUGACCCCUUUGGUAAUCCAUCCUUUGUAUAAAGAAUUUAUUUGAUGCAAUCAUGUUGUACCAAGCAUGGGGAAAAAUAAUGCAUUGUAUUGGGGAAAAAUGGUACCUUACCUGCUGUUGUUACGCUCCCUGAUCAAACUUUGAUGUGACUUCCUCUUUGUUGUUGAGAGAUAUAUAU